Coniophora puteana RWD-64-598 SS2 is the source of this 300-nucleotide messenger RNA. RefSeq lists its product as uncharacterized. Bases 1 to 300 code for a protein of 99 amino acids. The transcript has a single exon. The record is from RefSeq and is a predicted model, not a curated record. NCBI's taxonomy places the organism in Eukaryota, Fungi, Basidiomycota, Agaricomycetes, Boletales, Coniophoraceae.
AUGUUCGCCAAGCUCGUCACCGUCGCCUCCCUCGCCGCCUCCGCCCUCGCCACCGUCUUCAUCACCUCCCCCACCGCAGCGAGCUCCUUCCCCGCCGGCAAGAACGCCACCGUCUCGUGGAUCGACGACGGCAGCGCCCCGUCCCUCGCCCAGUUCGGCAACGCGACCAUCGCCGUGUACGUCGGGAACGUGAACCAGCAGGUGCGACUCACAGCUGCCUGGGCCGCCCGGUGGCAGCGACAGCUAACCCGCUUUUUUUUUAAAUGCAGACGCUGCUCCAGCCGAUCGCGACGAACGUGA